UCCACUUUUUCGGAUUUGACAGAUGAUUAUUUGUUUCGUUUCUAAAUUAACAUUUUAUGCAUUUGUGCAGACUCAAGGAACCCUAAAAUGAGUCUUUCGGUGUUAAAGGUACAAUUUGUCACCGUGAAAAACUGUUUUGUAACGCUGACAUCGGGUGUUUUCAAGGAUUUUCAGAGGGAUAUUCGAGUGUUAGAAGUCGAAGCAAAACGCGGGAAGGUUUUUGUAAGCUGGGCAGGGGACACGGUGAGGGAAGAGUCAGGCUCUGAUGGGGUACUGCAGAUAAAUGGGUGGUUUGGCGAUAAACUUGGUCUCAAGGAUGGCGAACAGUUGAUCGUUCGCCCAUGCCAGUCCGCCAUUAAAGAAGCCAUAAGAGUUUGUGUGGAGCCACUGUCUGAAAGUGACUGGGAAAUACUGGAACGCCACACAGAUUAUCUUGAGAGCCAUCUUCUGGAUAUUGUGAGGGUUGUUCAGCCUGGAGGUGUUUACCCAGUGUGGGUUGAGAAAACUGUCUGUAUCUUCAUACGAAUAGCUGACACUACACCCACGAGUGAAUGUGUUAUAUUGGUGAAUGAAACUGAGGUUUUUGUAACUCCAAAACUAAGAAGCUCAGCGAUUGGUCGUCCUGCUUUUGAGGAGCCAAUGAGAAAAGAUGUUACAAAUAAUCUCGGAGUGCCAUUUAUAAAUCCACCAAUGGAUGAUGAUGACACUGACUCAAAAUUUAGUUCAACAGAUUCUACAGAUUGCCUGACUAGGCACAAAACAAGCAUAGGAAGAGAAAAGUCACCCACUAAUCCUUUCCAUCAGAGCAUCAACAGUCAGUGGAAAUCGCUGGUUGAUUUCUUCGGCUUUACGAAUAGAGCCAGUCUAAAUGCUCCUAGUCGGGUCAUCCCUUCUGAUGACGAAAUGGAUGACUUUGAUGAUGAUUACUAUGAAGAUUCCGAAAUGUCCAUACAGCCUGACUUGAACAUGGUUUUACGCGUGCAGAAUAUGAAAUACACUCUCACUGAGUCAGAUCAUGUGAGUAUGGAUUUGUCCCCAUCAAGACGGGGUAGCGAGUCACCGAAAAAAUCCACUGGUGGUUUGCCCCCUCGUAAACAAAGUCGGGAAUCGCAUUCUAAGUCAAGGUCGCCUCCGAAAUCUAGUUUCAGACGGAACUAUGUUCCCCAGCAACCUAGUACAGUGUAUAUGGACAUGACUGAUGUUGAAAGACAGCUGAAGCUGCCACGGGGCGAGAUACCUCAUACGUUCAUGGCCAAGCUUCACAAGUUAAAGUCCCCAAAAGAGGUUACACAUGAAAAACUGAGCUCUAGCUCUGGAAGCAUGAAAAGUCAGCCAGGUGUUGGGAAACCCGAAAAUGGGGCAAAGGAUAGCAAAGCUACAACCCAUGCAAAUACACCAAUGUCACCCGCAGAUGACCUUGACUUUGAUGGAGAUAACCAGCGAACAUGCGUGGUGGUCAGAGUGAUUGUGAUUGACCGGCGACGACAGCUGUGCUCGGACAGUUUCUCGGACAUUAUUAAGCGAGUUUUACAGGAGCAGCCAUUGUUGAAGGGCCAUGUAGUAAUCCCUGACAUGCUGCGGAGAUUUUUGAAGCUCGACAUUACGUCCCGAGUGUGGAUUCAGACUUUCAAAGCAUUCCCUGUUCACACUACUGUAUUUUCACUGUAUCCCCUUGGUAAUGUGCCAAAGAGUAUAACUGGUGACAAACUGGCCAUGGCUUUUCGUGAAUGGUUAGACCAAAUUUCCAACGAAGAUUUCCCCCUCAUCGUCACCCAAGGGCUGUUUAUACGCUUCUUUGUACUGCAUGAUGUUCACGUAGAAUGCCAGCUUACUUAUAAUGAGAUGGAACCCAGGGGUAAUUACACCGAGCUACACCCCACAAAACUGCGGAACUGUACCCUGACUGUAGUGUCCGGGAGUAAGGCAAGCAACCUGACCCCGCCUGUCAUCCAGCCCAUGUUGGCAUACACAAGUCUACACAGCCUCGAUCCAUUCAUACCACCCACUAAUAUCACCUCCCUCGGUGGUAUGGAAGACCAGAUUGAGACAGCCUUGGUGAACAUUGAGAUCUGUCUAGGUGCGCGCCGACUGUACCGAGACAUCUUUCUUUCAACACCGGGACUGCUGAAUGGAAUGCUGCUAUUGACUGGCUCAAAGGGAAGUGGGAAGACAACUCUAGCUAACGCUCUGUGUAAAAAAGUGACGGAGUUACCCAACCUGGCCUUCACUUGUGCACUCGACUGCAAACCCUUGAGAGGGAAGAAAGUUGACACUAUUCAGAAGAUGUUUGAGUUAAUGUUUGACGAGGCUGUGUGGAGACAGCCCUCCAUAAUCUUCCUUGACGAUCUUGAUCACAUCGCGGGCGCACCAGCUGGGCCGGAGACGGAAAUGUCUGGAGAGGCUCUCUACUCAGCACGCGUUGCUGAAGUGGUUAAGGACCUGCUUAGAAAAGACAUCAGGAACCUGAGUAACAUCGCAGUGAUUGCCACUUGCAAGUCUCGAUCCUCCCUCCACCCAGUGCUUGUGUCUUCCCGUGGUACGCACCUCGUACAGGAGGUUCUCAAUAUAGCCCCACCGAAUAAGGACCAAAGGAGAGCUAUCCUGAAAACCAUUCUGAAAACAAAGAAAGGCCUGCCCGAGGAAUGUGUAGAGAAACUAGACCUUGACCAGCUCUCAUGUCGAACGGAGGGAUAUGUGGCCCGUGACCUGGAGAACAUCAUCAACCGGGCUGUACAUGCACACCUGCUUGCUCAUAGUGAAGCACCUCAAGAUAACAUGGAGAUAGAUCAGGGAGACUUUGAGGCUGCAUUGACUGGUUUCACGCCUGCUUCAAUACGUAACGUACCGCUGCACGAGGCAGGCGGGCUGGGAUGGGAAGACAUAGGUGGCCUGACUGACGUCAAAACAACCCUCGUAGAAACCUUACUCUGGCCUGCUAAGUAUCCUCAACUGUUUGCCAAUUGCCCUCUACGUUUGCGUUCUGGCUUGCUCUUGUAUGGUGCCCCUGGAACUGGGAAGACCUUGCUUGCGGGCGUGGUUGCCAAGGAGUGCGGGCUCAAUUUUAUCAGCAUAAAAGGCCCAGAGCUGCUCAGUAAAUAUAUUGGCGCCAGUGAACAGGCUGUCAGGGAUACUUUUGUCAGAGCCCAGAGUGCAAAGCCCUGCAUUCUAUUCUUCGACGAGUUUGACUCCAUAGCACCAAGACGAGGCCAUGACAACACAGGGGUAACAGACCGCGUGGUUAACCAGCUGCUAACACAGCUGGAUGGUGUUGAAGGUCUUAAUGGUGUGUAUGUGCUGGCAGCAACCAGUCGCCCGGACCUUAUUGACCCUGCACUGCUACGCCCAGGCCGUCUAGAUAAGUGUCUACACUGUCAGAUGCCAAACCAGAAGGAGAGGCUGAAAAUUCUCGAAGCGUUGGCAAGAAAGAUCUCCCUCGCUCCUGAUGUUGAUCUAAACUUCUUCGCUGAACAUUGUAAAGACUUCACAGGAGCAGAUUUUAAGGCUCUUCUGUACAAUGGCCAGCUGGAAGCGAUACAUGAGUUUACCAGCGCUGUAGAGGGAGGUGCAGAGACAGACAUCGCACGUUACGGCAUGAAGCCAACGAGGGGUCCCACCUCCAGACUCAAGUCAUCCAAACUGAGGCUGAAUGUUGAAACUAAGAGGGCUCGCCAUCGGUCCUUCUCCAGUGGCACAGUGGCGUAUAUCCCCAGUCUGGAAGAGGGUGUGGUCCAAGUGACAGCUGAUAUGGAGGAGAAACUUAAUCUGCAGGUGUCCCAGAUUCGCAUGAGGGAGCGAAGGACAUCUGAGCACUUCCUGUUAGACAGUGAUAGCAAACCGGAGUCUCCUUUCCAAGUGAAACAACAAUUGCAGGUGAGGCAGGACCAUCUAAUGACGGGCGUGGGAAAAAUGCGUCCUUCUGUGUCUGGAGAGGAACGAGUAAAAUAUCAGCGCAUAUAUGAGAACUUCCUGUCAUCAAGAGGGAAGCACUUUGAUGGAGGUCAUUUCGAACCAGGCAACAUGAAGGCGACGUUAGCGUAAAAAUGUUCUGUGAUAUCUUUCAUAAUGUUUUAAAAAAUGGUGCACAGGGUGCUUACGGUCUGUAUUUCCACAACAUUUGGGAUUUUGAAGUUAUUGUGAAUUAACCCCCACUUUACAUUGAUAAUAAACAGUUAUUAAUAUACUUUGCUUUUUCAUCUCAAAAUAUACAAACUAUGUACAAACUUAUGCAUCUUGUGUAAAUUUGAGCAUUUGUAAGAAGUUUAAGACCUAACAGAGCAGACAUGUGCCAUAUUUUACAUAGUAACGAGGCUUGUGGACUAACUUGGCCACUAAAUGUACGCGAAUUUGCUCAUUAGUCUUGGACUGCUUUACGUGAAAGGUUUAAACAUUUUAUGUCGGACCUGUUAAAAAAUAAUUAUGAUCCUUUCUUAGCUUUUAUUUUUGUAUUGCAAUUUUAUUGUGAAAACCCAAUCAGGUUUAGUCAUUACUAAGUGAGUACAUUGUACUUUACAUUGUUAAAUGAUAAGGUGUAUUUAUAAAAUUGCUUAAACUUUAUAAGGAGCAAUAUUAUCACCUGAGUGAAAGAAAGACAUAUUUAUCAGCCUUAUAUGACCAUUUUGGAUUUUGUUUAUAAUUAUUGUCUUUUUGAGUUAAUUGAAAAAUGACCUUUGUUGUUGUCUCAUGAUAAAUUUGAUUUUGAAUUACAAUACGUUUAUUUCGGCUUUAAAUUUACAAAGUUUAUAGCAGUGAAAAAUAACAUAUGAAAAGUGGUGAACAGAACUAAACAAAUGGAUGUUAUGUAUAAAAAACAUAUGCAUGAGAUGUUAUUACAUACAUGACUAUAUAUAAUUCCAAUAUAACAGUACAAAAAGUCAGUUGAAGGUAAAUUUCAGGUUAAUAUUUAACUUCAUAUAUUAAGUUGUUGGUAAAAUUUCGUUUCUUAAUUUCAUUGCAAAUAAUAUGAAUUUUGCAACAUUCAUUUGAUUUUUUUUUUAUUUACAUGUACUAUUUGAAAGUAUGAAAUAUUUGGUCAUUUGAAAGAGUUGAGAUACUAUGAUUACCAUACAUGCCAUAUUUUCUGGAGACCAUUCAGGGGGAUUUGUUCAAAAGUCUGAAAAUUCAGGGGGAUUUUGGUAGUAUUCAGGGGGAUUUUUUAGCAGAUCUAAUUCAGCAAAAUUUCAAAGUAUUUUAAGACGCAAGUACGAAAAAAAAACAAAUUGCCAUAAUUUUGAAAGGCUCCUGAGGGGAUUAUGUCCAGAAUUUAAGGGGAUUUUGGUCACAUACCAUUUUUCAUUUCAAUUCCCAAAUAGUCAGAUUUGUUUGCUUCUGAUAAAAAGCAAAUGCAUAGUUUAUUGUUUAAGUUCAUAAACAUAUGUAUAAAAACAUCACUACCAUAAUAAAUAAAUAAAAGUCAUUUCAUCCGAAUUGUCUACUUUCAGUUUCUCUUCUGGAAGUUCUGUUAUUUUCCGAUAUUUGCGAUGAAGGUCAAUGUCAUGUAUGUAAACAUAUUAGUGAGGCAUAACAAAGAACAGCAUUGUCUAUAAGUUAUUUUAAUCCUUUUCUUUAAUGAAUAAUUUACUGUCACAUUUUAAUUAUCAAUCCUUUUGAUGACAAUGACACAUGUUAUGAAGAACGCUUUAAUUUGUUACAUCCUCUCUGAUUGGAUAAAAAUUAUAGUUUUAACCAAUGAAAAUCGUCCUUUUAUCUGACCAGUCUAAUUGACAUUUCUUAUGCAAAUUCUGUCAGUCAAAACAAUACAUGAAAUGUGCCCUGCUGAUUUAUUAAGUGUCACCCAAUAGGUGUUGUUAAAACACACCAUCAGUUGAUAAUCCAAUUAAGCUUCAAGACAGGAAGGGCAUUAUAACUGUAAACAGGCAUAUAUAAUUAAACCCUGUGAUAAAUUUGCGUAAUUUUAAACACUUUAAUUCCGGGGGAUUUUCAUCCCCCUCCGGGAGACCGGGGGAUGGGUCGAAAUUCCAGGGGAUUUUAUCCCCCUCCGGGGGAUAUGGCAUGUAUGUGAUUACUGUUGCUUAAAUAUUGUUUUUGUGAUUCUUAAUGUUGAAAAAUUGCACUGUGAUAUAUACCCUAAAGAAGGAAUAAAUAAAUAAAUGCAG
Mya arenaria is the source of this 6113-nucleotide messenger RNA. RefSeq names its product peroxisomal ATPase PEX1-like. Lineage: Eukaryota; Metazoa; Mollusca; Bivalvia; Myida; Myidae. Gene Ontology annotation, cellular component: peroxisomal membrane; peroxisome; cytosol. The coding region runs from base 88 to 4038 and encodes 1316 amino acids. The record is from RefSeq and is a predicted model, not a curated record. Gene Ontology annotation, molecular function: ATP hydrolysis activity; ATP binding. Gene Ontology annotation, biological process: protein import into peroxisome matrix. The transcript is spliced from 24 exons.